Podarcis raffonei (Aeolian wall lizard) is the source of this 3685-nucleotide messenger RNA. It is a transcript of the gene PRKAR1A, whose product is annotated as protein kinase cAMP-dependent type I regulatory subunit alpha. The coding region runs from base 201 to 1346 and encodes 381 amino acids. NCBI's taxonomy places the organism in Eukaryota, Metazoa, Chordata, Lepidosauria, Squamata, Lacertidae. The record is from RefSeq and is a predicted model, not a curated record. Gene Ontology annotation, molecular function: cAMP-dependent protein kinase regulator activity. Gene Ontology annotation, biological process: regulation of protein phosphorylation. Gene Ontology annotation, cellular component: cAMP-dependent protein kinase complex. The transcript has 12 exons.
AAAGAGGAGGAGGAGGAGAAGGGAGGUGGAGGAGGCCGCCGCCACUCGGGACAGCGGGAGGAGGAGGGGGGCCCGCCCGCGAGGAGAGGCCCAGGCAGGGAGGAGGAGGACCCUGAGGCUAUACUGGGAUCAGCACCCCUUCCUGUAAAUUUUGUGCAUACCUGUAGUGGUUGCAGCUAGCUGCAUCUCAAAUAGCAGCAAUGGCCACUGGCAGCACUAACAGUGAAGAGGAGCGCAGCCUCCGUGAAUGUGAACACUAUGUCCAAAAACACAAUAUCCAACAACUCCUGAAGGAUUGCAUCGUCCAGCUAUGUACAGUGCGACCUGAGAGACCCAUGGCAUUCCUCCGGGAAUAUUUUGAAAGACUGGAGAAGGAAGAAACAAAACAGAUCAUGUGCCAGCAGAAAGCCAGCUCCCGUGCAGACUCGCGUGAAGAUGAGAUUUCUCCCCCUCCACCCAUGAAUCCGGUGGUAAAGGGCCGCAGAAGGCGUGGUGCCAUCAGUGCAGAGGUUUACACAGAAGAGGAUGCUGCCUCUUAUGUCAGAAAGGUUAUUCCAAAAGAUUACAAGACUAUGGCUGCUUUGGCAAAAGCCAUAGAGAAGAAUGUGCUUUUUGCUCAUCUUGAUGACAAUGAAAGAAGUGAUAUUUUUGAUGCCAUGUUCCCUGUCACCUAUAUUGCUGGCGAGACUGUGAUACAGCAAGGUGAUGAAGGGGAUAACUUCUAUGUGGUUGAUCAAGGAGAAAUGGAUGUAUAUGUUAACAAUGAAUGGGCCACCAGUGUUGGAGAAGGGGGCAGCUUUGGUGAACUCGCACUGAUCUAUGGAACACCCCGAGCAGCAACUGUCAAAGCAAAAACUAAUGUGAAACUGUGGGGCAUUGAUAGAGACAGCUAUAGAAGAAUCCUUAUGGGUAGCACAUUGAGAAAGAGAAAGAUGUAUGAAGAAUUUCUUAGUAAAGUGUCAAUACUGGAAUCCCUUGACAAAUGGGAGCGUCUCACAGUAGCUGAUGCUUUAGAGCCAGUACAAUUUGAGGAUGGACAAAAGAUUGUGGUGCAGGGAGAACCAGGAGACGAGUUCUUCAUUAUUUUGGAGGGUACAGCUGCUGUGUUACAGCGCAGGUCAGAGCAUGAAGAAUUUGUUGAAGUGGGCAGGCUUGCACCAUCUGAUUAUUUUGGUGAAAUAGCCCUGUUGAUGAACCGUCCUCGUGCUGCCACGGUUGUUGCUCGUGGCCCAUUGAAAUGUGUAAAGCUCGACCGGCCCCGAUUUGAGCGUGUCUUGGGUCCAUGCUCAGAUAUUCUCAAGCGGAACAUCCAGCAGUACAACAGCUUUGUGUCUCUGUCUGUCUGAAGUCUCCCUUCUUCUUCAAAUACAUGCUUCACAAAUGCAGACUGCUUCAUUACUCUUGUGCAGAGCCACAUGGCCACUGGCUAUUGCAGCUUCCUGUCUGUCUGAGGGAGGGGAAAAGAAAACAAAAAAAAAGAAAGAAAUCAGUUGCUUUUCAUGGCACCAUUUUAAAUUUUAGAGCAUUUAUUUUGGUGCUCCCAAUACAAUUUAAAAUAAAUAGAAAAUUAUAUGGAGUCUUUUUGCUGUUACUGCUUUUCUCUGUGCAAUGUACAGUGUCCAACUCGGGCAGUGACUGCCAUUCCUUUCGCUGGGAAAAUUUCCUAGUACCAAGGUUAUUGCCAUAGAGUUAAGGAUGUAACAGUGGAAAAUUAUUAAGAGGCACACAUUUCUCAACUGGUGAGUUCCUACAUUUAUUUCAGGGCGUGGUCACUUUCUGCUGUAAGUACUUCUCUUAGCAGAGGAACUUACCCUCUAAGCUCAACUUCUUGGCAUAAAUGUUCUGGAUAUGGUUAUCUUUGGUUUGGUUUACUGAGAUCAGCUCCUUAGUAAAACCACAGUUAGAAGUUUGAUAGUUUGAUGCAUCAGUAUCCAUUUCAGUUGGUUCACGACGGGCUUGGUUAUCGUUUGUCAGGUUUUUGUGUACAAGCUUUUGUUCUGGCACCUGCUGCCAGUGUUGCUGAUAUUCUUGCCACAGUUACCCUUCCCCUUUGCCUGUUCUCAGUUGUGAAUAUUCAUAUUUGCCCCUUCUAUUUUUCCCCCUGUGCAAUUUCUCAAUACCCAUCCAAUGGAUUAGACACCUAUAUAUUGGUGGUGGUGUUGGCAAAAUAAUUGCACUGCUCCUUAGCUAGUGCCAAAUAGUAUACCCCACAUGCAGUGUAUGUAGACCAGGAAACUGAAGGGUGCAUCCUGUGCGUUCAGUCUUCUGUCUGACCCUUUCAAGCUUUGCCUUCCCUGUUAACUUCAGCACCAGAUAUUGAAUGGUUCUGUUGGCAUUCAGUGCAGGACCGGACUACACACUCCUUGUUAGAUGACAAGAAUCUGGCUCAUGUGGAAGACUGGAAACAGAAAAACAGUGUCCUGUAAACUCUUGUUGCUGAAUCUCUUUUGUCCAAUCAGAAGUUUUAGUAACUUCUAACCUUUCUCAGAUAUUCAGUCUGAGCAGAUGUUCAGUCUCGAGUCUUGUUCUCUUUGGUUUGUCCCAGAUUCUCAUACCGAUCUGACAGAAUAGCUUUUGGGAAAGUUGACCCUGUUGUCAAGUCUGAAAUGUGUUUCAGUAUUUACCAGGUUUGUGUUACAAUAUUUUGUGUGCACCCUGUGCUGCCUACUAUAUGGAAUGUUGCAGGUGGAUAAGGUAGGCAAUUUGGUUUCCUUAUAACAUGUAAAUUAUCUAAAACUAGUCUAGGGUUUUAUUUGGGAGUGACAGCAAGUUUUUUGCAUUAGUUGUGCAACUAUUUCUUACCAGUCCAGCUCCCUGCCAUUCCCUCCUUACUUUCCCCCCAGAAACUGGACCUGGUGUGUACCAUUCUGACUUGUUGGCUGCUGGAAAGAAUGCUUAAUUAAAUACGAUUAGCAAUGUCUGGGGAAUAGGAGCCUUAGUAUAUAUAUAUAAAAGGGGGAGGGGGUAUUGACAUGUCCUCAUUUCUAGAUGCAUAUAAAAUGUAAAAUCUACAUUGUGAAUUCUUUCUGUCCGUGCUGAAGACUUUGAUGAGGAUAUGCCUUUGGGAAUUUCCACCUGUGUUCUCUUCGGAAGUCCAUUAAUGCUAUUUUCCUCCAAAACUUCAUUCAGUUUGAAUCUAUCCAGGGAUUGCUCCCCCCCCCCCCCGAAUACCUUUCUUACUUUUGAAGCUUGAUUUGAUCCUUGUUAAAGCACCAAAAAGAUUUUAAAUCUUAUGUAAGCUAGUUAGAGCGCCACAAAAAUGCACAUUUUUUUAUAUAAGGCUUUCUAAUCAAGUUUCACUACUGCGUCUUUUUAGCUUGCUGUUUACUCCCUUUUGUAGUUUUACCAACAAGAUUUUAAGAUGAACCAGCUACGUCUGAGUUAAAUAUUAAUCACAGUUAAAGCUUUACCUUUGUGUGCAAUUUAAACAUGUUUGAAUCCACAGUUGGUAUAGUUUGCCUUAGCUAACAUUCAGGGCUUUAGAGGUAAUCUUUUUUGCUAGGACACCUUAGCAAAUAAAAAAAUUUAAAAAAUCUACUGCCCUAGAGUGCUAUAGUCAACCAGAGGACCAUUUUUGUAUCGUUACCUGACUAUAAGUCUGACUUACUGUAUGUGCUAAUAUAUUCCUUUUGUUAUAGAUUGUCCUAAUGGCAGGUAAAGCAAUAAAAUGAUUUAAAUUCUUAAA